CUGUUAAGGCACUCUGUCUUUUUCUUUCUAUUUGACAAUAAUAAUCUGAGGAAUUGGGAGCCAUUGAUUGAAUUUCUCUCCUCCUCCAUGGAAGGCAUUGGAGGAGCUGAAAUGGAGCUCGCCACCCCAGCAGUGGACUCUGAGACUCACGACCUCCUAAGGCAGCCAAUCCAACCCAUCUCUGUCAAGUUCGAGGACGUGGUGUACAAGAUCAAAGGACCAAACAACAAGGAGAAGGAAAAGUGUUCCCUCCUCCCCCUCGGAGCACGCCAGCCCGAUGCAGAGCGAACCAUCCUGAAAGGCAUCACUGGCGCGGUCCGCCCCGGCGAGAUGCUGGCCCUCCUCGGCCCCUCCGGCAGCGGCAAGACCACCUUCCUCUCUGCACUCGGCGGCCGCCUACCCCUUAGCAGCAAGACAUCCCCCUUUGCUGCUCUUGGUGGCUGCUGCCCCGGCAAACUCUCGGGCUCCAUCAAAUACAAUGGCCAUCACUUCUCGGACUCUAUCAAUCGCCGGACUGGCUUCGUAACACAGGAUGAUAUCCUCUACCCACACCUGACCGUGUACGAAAGCCUUCUAUACACCGCCCUUCUCCGACUUCCAAACACAUUGUCCAAAGGUGAGAAGGUUCGGCAUGCCGAUGCCGUGAUAUCCGAGCUCGGGCUCUCUGCCUGUAAAACUAGUAUUAUCGGGGGGCAAUUUUUGAGGGGAGUUUCAGGGGGAGAGAAAAAGAGGGUAAGCAUUGGACAGGAGAUGUUAAUAAACCCGAGUCUGCUUUUGUUGGACGAGCCGACGUCCGGGCUGGACUCGACAACGGCCCAAAGGAUCGUUUCGACACUGUGGGAGCUGGCCAAGGCAGGGAGGACGGUAGUGAUGACGAUCCAUCAGCCUUCCAGCAGGUUGUUCUACAUGUUUCAUAAGGUGAUCUUGCUGUCUGAUGGGCAUCCGGUGUAUAUUGGGCAGGCGUCGACGGCCAUGGAGUACUUUGCAGGCAUUGGGCACGCCCCGUCGGUCGCUAUGAACCCGGCCGAUUUCCUCCUCGACCUUGCCAAUGGGGUAUCAUCUGAUGGUGUGGAUCAGGACCAGAGGACAGCGAAGCAGCGGCUCGUGACGGCCUACGCUACUAACCUGAAAGCAAAGGUGGUGGUGGAUGCUCAUGCAGCCGAGCAACUGGCCAUGGAGUUCGGGGAAGAGAAAAGGAAGAAGCAGGAGUGGCACACCACCUGGUGGCAGCAGUUCAGGGUAUUGCUGGAGAGAGGUUUGAAGGAGAGACGCCACGAAGCCUUCUCCCGCCUGAAACUCUUUCAGGUCUUUACCGUUUCGCUCUUGUCUGGACUCUUGUGGUGGCACUCGGACACCACCCAUUUACAGGACCAGGUGGGACUUCUCUUCUUCUGCACAAAUUUCUGGGGCUUCUUCCCCCUCUUCCAGUCCAUCUUCACCUUCCCGCAGGAGCGCCUCAUGCUCCACAAGGAGCGCUCCUCCGCCAUGUACCGCCUCUCUGCUUAUUUCAUGGCCCGCAUUGCCGGAGACCUCCCCAUGGAGCUCCUCCUUCCCACCUCCUUCGUCACCAUUAUCUACUGGAUGGGCGGCCUCAAACCCGACCCCCUGCACUUCCUCUGCACACUGUUUGUCGUCCUCUACAAUGUCCUCAUCGCCGGUGGCCUGGGCCUGGCCAUCGGCGCCAUGGUCAUGAAUCUCAGGAAUGCAACGACACUCGGAUCUGUGAUUACACUCACGUUCAUGCUCACCGGAGGAUACUUCAUUCAGAAGGUUCCGGUAUUCAUGGCCUGGAUCAGAUACAUUUCGAUGACCCAUUACACAUUUAAGCUGCUGUUGGGUUCGCAGUACUCUGUAGAUGAGAUGUACGAGUGCGAGCCGGGCAAGAGUUGCCGGAUCGCCGAUUUUCCGAUGAUAAAGGCAAUCGGGUUGGAUCACAUGGUGCGCUCAGCACUGGUGCUCUGGAUCAUGCUGGUCGGGUACAGACUCGUUGCCUACGCAUCAUUGACUCGGAUCGGCAAGAUCAAUUGACCUCUCACUAUGUGUCUAUUUCCUUGGAACACAGCAGUUAGAUGUCAUAUCUGUAUCUUUUGUAGCAGUUGUAGUACUUUUACAUCACAAGCCCAAGCCCAAGCCCAUCUCUCUCUCUCUCUCUACCCCUUGUAGCAAAUGAGUUGUUUUACCUUCAAUAGAUCAUACAUCUCUUAGGAACUGAACCAAUAAGUAAGGAAAAUUGUUCAUAUUUGUCAUCCAUCUCUGAAUUUGCAGUAGCCCAGAUUUUCACACA
Molecule: messenger RNA, 2284 nt
Organism: Amborella trichopoda
Lineage: Eukaryota; Viridiplantae; Streptophyta; Magnoliopsida; Amborellales; Amborellaceae
Product: ABC transporter G family member 14
Biological process (GO): transmembrane transport
Cellular component (GO): plasma membrane
Molecular function (GO): ATP binding; ABC-type transporter activity; ATP hydrolysis activity
Source: RefSeq, a predicted model, not a curated record